This is a messenger RNA of Nannospalax galili (Upper Galilee mountains blind mole rat), 3150 nucleotides long. It is a transcript of the gene Thsd1, whose product is annotated as thrombospondin type 1 domain containing 1. Gene Ontology annotation, cellular component: cell periphery. The record is from RefSeq and is a predicted model, not a curated record. Lineage: Eukaryota; Metazoa; Chordata; Mammalia; Rodentia; Spalacidae. The coding region runs from base 227 to 2779 and encodes 850 amino acids. The transcript has 5 exons.
GUGCCCGCCUCCGUGUCGUCCGGGGCGGGGCGGCCGGGCUGCGGGAGCCGCGGAGGGUCGGGGCGCGCAGUCCCGGACGCGGGAUGCUUGGCGUUGCCCCGCGGCCGCUGAGGCGCCCGCCGCAGCCCCCGUCCCCCGCCAGAGGUGUUUGUGAAAAAAAAUCAUCACAAUUUAGAUGUGAGAAGGGACAUGAGGAGACCAAAGUCCUGGGAUUUUACUGAUCAGAAUGAAACCAAUGUUGAAAGACUUUUCAAAUCUGUUGUUGGUGGUGCUCUGUGACUAUGUCCUUGGAGAAGCUGAGUAUCUCCUCUUGAGAGCACCGGACCAUGUAGCACUCAGCAACAGCACAGUGUCGGUGGAUUUCCAGUAUCUUGAUAAUGUUAAUGGGACUCUGAGGAAUGUGUCUGUCCUGCUGUGGGAGGCCAACACCAAUCAGACUCUGACCACCAAGUAUCUCCUAACCAACCAGUCCCAGGGAACAUUCCAGUUUGAGUGCUUCUACUUCAAGAAGGCUGGAGACUACUGGUUUAUGAUGAGUCCUGAAGUGGCAGACAAUGGCACUCAAGUCCCCUGGAGGGAGAAAAGUGCCUCUUUGAAGGUGGAAUGGCCCACCUUUCACAUUGAUUUGAAUAGAACAGCCAAGGCAUCAGAAGGCACCUUUCAAGUGGGCCUCUUUACCAAUCAACCACUCUGCCUGUUUCCUGUGGACAAACCUGACAUGCUGGUGGAUGUUACCUUCACUAACAGUCUUCCUGAGGCAAGACCAAGUCUGGGGCAGCCACUGGAGAUCAGAGCCAGCAAAAAGACAGAGCUCACUCAAGGCCAGUGGGUUGAGUUUGGCUGUGCACCUGUGGGGCCAGAAGCUUAUGUCACUGUGGUGCUGAAGCUGUUUGGCCAAGACUCAGUCAUUACUUCCACAGGACCCAUUGACCUGACCCAGAAAUUUGGAUACAAAUUGAUGAUGGCACCAGAACUCACAUGUGACUCUGUAGUGGAGGUGAUGGUGCUGCCUCCUCCUUGUGUUUUCGUCCAAGGAGUAGUUGCUGUUUACAAAGAGCCCCCCAGACACCAGGGGGAGAGGACUACUCAGCUGGCUGAAAACAGCCUGCCCCUGGGAGAGAGGAAAACAGUGUUUAACUGCACUUUAUUUGACAUGGGGAAGAAUAAAUAUUGCUUUAACUUUGAAGUUUCCAGGAGAAGCCAUUUUUUGGCAAAGGAGAAGGAGUGCACGCUAAUUCAGAGAAAUAUAGAAACUUGGGGACCGUGGCAGCCAUGGAGCCAGUGUAGCGCCACAUGUGGGGAUGGUGUCAGAGAGCGUCACCGUGUGUGUCUCACUUCCUUCCCCUCUAGACCUGGCUGCCCUGGAAUGUCCUCAGAGACCUCUUUGUGCUCCCUGGAGGACUGUGCUGUUUUCAGGCCUUUAGGCCCCUCACCUCUUCCGCCCCAGGGUCCAGUGAAGUCCAACAAUAUCGUGACUGUCUCGGGGAUAUCUCUGUGCUUGUUCAUUAUCGUCGCUACAGUGCUCAUCACUCUCUGGAGGAGGUUCGGCAGGUCCCCCAAAUGUAGCACUCCUGCUCGACACAACUCCAUCCACUCUCCUGGCUUCCGGAAGAACUCGGAUGAGGAGAACAUCUGCGAACUGAGCGAGCAGCGGGGGAGCUUCUCCGAUGACGGGCCAGGGGGAAGUCCAGGAGACACGGGCAUCCCUCUGACCUACAGGCGCAGCACGCCAGUGACUCCAGAGGACGAGGCCUCUGGGAGUGAGAGCUUUCAGUCCACCGCCCAAAAGAUCAUCCCACCCCUGUUCAGCUACCGCCUAGCCCAGCAGCAGCUAAAGGAGAUGAAGAAGAAAGGGCUGACCGAGACCACCAAGGUAUACCACGUGUCUCAGAGUCCGCUGACCGACACUGCAGUGGAUGCUGCUGCCAGCGCCCCCUUGGACCUGGAAAGCCCGGAAGAAGCAGCAGCAAGCAAGUUCCGGAUCAAGUCUCCUUUUCUGGACCAGCCGGUGGCGAGUGCAGGGGACCGGCCCCCCUCCAGGCUGGAUUUCAGCGUGCCCCAGGCCAGCUGUGCCAUCAGCCCCAGUCAGACCCUGAUCCGGAAGUCACAGAUGAGGCAGACUGGCGGGAGAGGGGGCUCGUCCGAGAGAUGCCACUCCAGAAGUUCCCACUUCAGGAGGACGGCCAGUUUCCACGAAACCAAGCAGUCCCGGCCUUUCCGGGAGAGGAGCAUGUCCACUCUGACCCCGCGCCAGGCUCCCACCUACGCUUCCAGGAUGCGAACCUGGGACCAGGACGACAGGUGUAGGCCUCCUAGUCGGGGUGCGCAUCUGCUUCCGGAGAAACCAGAGUCUUUCCAAGGGGCAGGUCGGACCGGCGGUCCCUUGAGCCCUCUCCCCAAAUCCUACCCUGUAGGACAGCCCCCGAGGAAGCCAGACCUGGGGGACCGCCAGGCAGGAUUAGUGGCAGGAACUGAGAAAACAGAACCUCACAGAGCACGAAGGGGACCGUCCCCCAGUCACAGGAGCGUCUCAAGGAAGCAGUCUUCCCCCAGUUUCCCCAAAGAUAGGUACCAGAGGGUCAGUCCGCUGAGCCCUUCUCAGUGCAGAAAAGACAAGUGUCAGAGCUUCCCGUCUCACCCUGAGUUCGCCUUCUAUGACAAUACCUCAUUUGGCCUCACAGAGGCCGAGCAGAGGAUGCUGGAUCUCCCAGGAUACUUUGGCUCCAAUGAAGAGGAUGAAACCACGAGCACACUUAGUGUGGAGAAGCUGGUGAUCUAGACCAAGAAUCUGCCGGGAACUUUACCACCGCAGUCCCUUGCCCAGGCUCACGUUUUCCCUGUGAACUGCUUUGUGUAACUGUUUGUGUAAUAGGACUGUGUGGGAAGUUGCUCACUCAGAUGCGUGUAUGCAUGCGUUUUAGUUCAUAAGGAAAAAGGUAUUUAUCCUGAACUUUCCCUUUUGUUACCCUUUUUCUAUUCGCUUAGUAAUACAAAUAAAAUUUAAAGAAAGGCAAAUAGGGUUUGGUUUGCGGAUGGAAUUGAAAGAGAAUGUGAAUUGUGAGGAUGAGGCACCUUGAACACUGUUUCCAAUGUGGAACAGAUAUAUGGAAGCCUCAACUAGUAAGAGGAGCUGGGGAGCUGGGACAAAGU